UGUGUGUUUGGGAGUGCGACUUUUUAAACUGCUCUGGAACAGGGUCGGUUAAUGGGGCCGACGCUACACACAUCUGGAUUAUUCACCGAGACGCAGGGAAUAGAGUGUGUUUUAAAGGAAUAAGAUGGGAGUUUGUACACCAGAAGGAGAGCAGACGGGGUGUGUCUGUGUGUGAGGUUAUUUUGUGCUGUUUUGGUUCUUUUUUUUUUACCCCCUUGUGAAGUGACGGAGCACAGAAAGUUGGUGUAAGUUGAGCGGCGCCAUGCUGGGGAAUGGAGGAGGGUACGCGGUGAAGAGGAGGAAGAAACCCGUUCAGAAAAAUGUGAAGCCUCCACCUGUGAAAACCAAUCCGUCCAAACGCCACCGGGACCGGCUGAACACAGAGCUCGACCGCCUGACCAGCCUCCUGAACUUCCCCGAAGAGGUCAAGAGUUGCUUGGACAAACUGUCAGUGCUCCGGCUCAGUGUGGGAUACCUCAAGGUUAAGAGUUACUUCCAUGCAGCACUCCAGAAAAAUGCAUGUCUGGUUCCCAGCAACGGCAGCAACGUGUCCCUGGAUGGAGUCAGUUUGUCAGAGGGAGAGCUACUUCUCCAGGCGCUGAAUGGUUUUGUUUUGGUUGUGAUGAGUGAUGGCACCAUCUUCUACACGUCCCGGACCAUCGAGGACUAUCUGGGCUUCCGUCAGUCUGAUGUGGUCUAUCAGAGUGUGUAUGACCUCAUUCACAUGGACGACAGAGAGCUAUUUAAGUGUCAGCUCCACUUUGCUCUCAACCCCAACGGGACCAGUUCAGAAGUGCAGCCAAACUCUAAAACCAGCAGCAGCAGCUCUCAAAGCUUCAUGCCUCAGUACAUCCCUCCAGAAAACUCCUCUUUCCUGGAAAGAAAUUUCUGCUGUCGCGUUCGCUGCCUCCUUGAUAACACCUCCGGAUUCCUGGCUCUAAACUUUACUGGACGUCUGAAGUACCUGCAUAUGCAAGAAUAUGUAAAGGCUGAUGGGGGUGUGGCUCAUCCUCAGCUGGCCUUGUUCGCCAUCGCAAUGCCUGUACAACCUCCUUCAGUCAUGGAGAUCCGCACCAAGUCCCUGAUCUUCGAGACUAAACACAGAAUGGACUUUGCCCCUAUGGGCAUUGACGCCAGGGGGAAGGUCGUUUUGGGUUUUUCAGAGAUGGAGCUUGUCACAGUGGGCUCUGGCUAUCAGUUCCUCCAUGCUGCUGACAUGAUGUAUUGCGCUGACAACCACCUCAGGAUGAUCAAGACUGGAGACAGUGGCUUCACAUACUUCAGACUACUGACCAAAACGGGGCAUUGGCAGUGGGUUCAGGCUUCUGCCAGGGUAGUCUUUAAGGGGGAGAGACCAGACUUCAUCAUUGCUCGCCAAAAAGCCCUCACGAAUGAAGAAGGAGAGGAACACCUGCGCCAGAGAAGGCUGCAGCUCCCCUUUAACAUCGCCACAGGUGAAGCCGUCCUCUACGACAUCUCCCUGGAUGCAUCCAUCCCUGGUCCUCCUGGCUCUACAGCAGAAAAGCCCCUGGACCCCGCCUCUCUGCUGGGAUCCCUCCGCCAGCAGGACCACACUAUUUACACCCAGCCUCAGCCGCCCAGCCCCCAGCUCCCAGACUUUACCCAGAUAGAGUACUCCACUUCUGAACAACCUCAGCAGGCCUUCGAGCAAGCCUUCCUGGACAGCCACGCUCUGCUCAACGUGCCGGGUCAGCCCCAGACGUCCCAGAAGAGGACAAGUGUAGAAGAGCUCACAUCAGAAGCCAUGAUUGAGUCACUGGAACAGAUACUGGGAGACAUUGGAGACGGAUGGGCAGAGGAUCUUGAGAUUGAGGCAACAGAGCUGAAAGAGUGGGAGAACACACUGAUCAGGAUGAACAGGGAGAGAGGAGACGCAUCGAGGGAAUUAAAUCAGAUCCUGCCAAAUGAUGUGUUCUCAUAUGUAGAGGAGGCUCUGAGGAGGGAGACUGGAGGGUAUUUGCCAGGUUCAGAUCAGUCUGCAUCUCAUGCAGCUGAGACAGUUCAUAGCUUGUCCAAUCAAGCUCAGCAUGUCGGGUCUGUGCAGGGAAUGACAGACAUCAAGCCUAACCAGAAUGGAACAGAGCAGCAGACUGGACUGAAAGGUGUUUUUGCAGGCGUGUCUCAGAGCGGGGCGCUCACACAGUACGCCAACACCCACAAGGGACACUCAUCACUGCUUUGGCCUUCAAACAGCAGCACUCACCAUUGUGACAAUCAAAUGGUGUCUACAAAAUCCUGCCACGUUGCUCAUCCACAGCCUGAAGUAUCACAUCAGACUUGGCUUCCAUCUGCGCAAAACACCAACAGUUUUCACAGCAGCCACUGUUGUCGCUUAGAGGAGAUGAACCAAAGUCUAUAUUAUCCAGUAAACCACACUCAGGCUGGUUUAGUUAGAGGGCAAAGUUUGGAGCACACUUUUCCACAUCCACAGAGUCAGGGCACAUCUCAACAACAAUGUGAACUAACAGCGUGGAAACAGCUGCAGCAGCUGCCUCAAAGUUUUCACCGCCACACGCUGACACAUUCCUCGCACACAUCGGCCAGUGUGAAGCCAGCAGCUCCGUCAUUCCAGCGCAGCUCACAAAUGCAGCGAAUAUCAGGCAGCUGCAAGUAUGGAAACAGAGAAGGUCACAUACCGAACUCUGCUACUGUUUCUACCACACAGAACAGGCCUCUCCUGGGACCGCCGUGCUCUGCGGGAUCCACUGAGACCACUACAAACACUCCCUUCAUUAUUCCCCAUUCAGGCAUGGCUGCUGCAGUUGAAGGUAUCUGGCUCGCAGCUCCACAUGAGGGGACGAUGCAGGUGGCUCCCUGUGCAAACAUCAGUGUGGGUGAUCUGGGAGGAGACGGCUCGGGUCUGAACUCAGCUGGAUCACAAUAUCCCACUAAUCAUUAUUCUCUUGACUCAUCUGUAGGAACAUUGAAUCAAAGAUCCAUGAUGAACGAUGUCGUCAACCCAUUUACAUUCUCUGCAUUUCCAAACCUUUCCCAGAACACUGGUCAAUAGCUGCUCAGUGAUCGAUGACUGCUGCAUGCACUCAUGUUGUAUUCUUUUAUCUUUUACACACACAACUAAAGACUUGCAAGUAAAAUAAGCAUUGUUCAGAAAUAUGCCGCUGAUGUUUGCAGAUGUCAUCCUCUCAAAUUACCUAUGCAGUCAUUUGCUUUAAACACAUUAUGUUAUACACAUUGCAGUUAGCCAGCUAUGUUGAAGUAUUCAGUCAGAUAAAUGGAAGAUGUGGGCAGCCGGGUAUAUUUCAUGCAGACUUAUAUGUGAAGAAGAGACGAAACCCAAAUUUUAGCCUUUCUGUAUCACAGAGUUUGAGGAAUUACAAAAUGUUAAACUGCUCCCAAAGAGGAGUCAAUCAAUUGUUCAUAUUGAAUAUAUAUCACAGUGUGAAUCUGUAAAAACACUGUUGUUUGCAGUUUGUGUCAGUGUGGUUGUUUGUAUUGUUUUUUUGUUACACAUCACAGUAAAAAAAAAAAAAAAGACUUUGUACAGUUUGACAAAGCGAAGAAAAUAAUCGGCUCAUUCGUUUAGUUUGUUUAGAGAAAAUGCAGCCUUUUCUCUGUGACCAAGGAGAGGCGAUGAUGAUGAUUAUUAUAAUUAUUAUUAUUAUUAUUGGCCUUGUUUAAGUCUCCAAAUACUUUGGAUGUGUUCAGCUGUGAAAUUAAUAGAAAUGAAUAUUUUCUCAACACCUUUUUGUUGGAAAGACAUCUGACUGAACUAUAUUUAAAUGCAGUUUUGUAUCUUGUAAGUAUGUAUGACGUAAACACAUACAAUACAGUAUUAAAGUACUGUAACAUGUAUUUAAAUUGAGCAUCUACUUCUAUUCUAACCACUGCUCAUGCAUUUCUAACACACUAAAAACAGUUUUGUUUUUUACAUAAUUGGUCAAAAUAUUCUGUACCUCUUGUACAAAGUCAUCCCUGGGACUGAGGAUCAUGGGAUUGUAGGUGUCUUGUCACAGGUGUUUUUGGACACGUGUUAGACAGCUUUAUGUACCAGUCACUGUUCAGACUUUGUCAACACAGAAGCAACAUGGUAGCUCCUCUGACCAUGAUAUUUUGACUUCACAUUUUACAGCAUCUAUCAUAUAACUAUCUUUAUAUUUAUUCUUUUUAUUCAAACAGACAAGACAGUAAAUAACGUGGAAACAACUGCUGCAGUUGCCAUAAAUAAAUAAAACUAAACCAAAAAUAAGGCAAAAAGAACUUCUGUGCUUUAAAAAGUACUUUAAAAAGGCGUAUUGGGUCUAUAGUUAAUAAUGUACACUCUCUCUUUACCCAUUGUUUUUUACUAUUACUUAGGAAAGAUGUAUCUUUAUUGCUCACUGUGAAGAUUUGAAUGAGGGUGAGUCAGAAGUGUAUAAGUAUACUACAUAUCAUGAUUUUAAAUAAUGUAACCAUCUCAUCUGCUUGUGUUCUGUUUGUUAUUUUAAAUCAUACCACAUACAUGCAGCAAAAUAUGUACAUUUUUGGAUAUUUGCUUGUAGGAGGUUGCCAUAUUAUUCUGUUUCUGUAAUUAUGUGUAAUGUUACACUCUGUAGCUGAAUCCUUUGUGUAUCCGAUAUAACCAUUAGGGACAAGUCUAAUUUAUUUUGCCAUUAAAGAGAUGUAACCUCUUGCUUA
This is a messenger RNA of Sphaeramia orbicularis (orbiculate cardinalfish), 4656 nucleotides long. Its product is annotated as aryl hydrocarbon receptor-like. Gene Ontology annotation, molecular function: nuclear receptor activity; protein dimerization activity; transcription cis-regulatory region binding. Gene Ontology annotation, cellular component: nucleus; aryl hydrocarbon receptor complex. Bases 263 to 3031 code for a protein of 922 amino acids. NCBI's taxonomy places the organism in Eukaryota, Metazoa, Chordata, Actinopteri, Kurtiformes, Apogonidae. The record is from RefSeq and is a predicted model, not a curated record. The transcript has 11 exons. Gene Ontology annotation, biological process: xenobiotic metabolic process; regulation of transcription by RNA polymerase II; response to xenobiotic stimulus.